AUGAGUGAAAGUGAAAUGGGUGAUGAAAAUGAUAGUAGUCGGAGUGGAUUAAUUGACAAUGAUUUAUUAAUAACUUUAGUUGAACAAAGGCCAGUGUUGUGGGACAAAACUCUGGACGCGUUUAAGGAUCGUGAUGCCACCAGAAAGGCAUGGUGUGAAGUUUGCAAAGAACUAAGAAGCGAUUUUCCUGACUUGGAUGACAAAGGGAAAAAUUCAUAUGGAAAGGAGGUUUUAAAGAGAUGGAAGAAUUUACGUGAUUCUUUUGCAAAAUCGGAAAAGAAAAUGAAAGAAUGUAAGGCAAGUGGUAGUAAAGCUACCAAAAAAAGGAAAUAUAUAUUCACGAACGAAAUGCAAUUUCUGAAGAAGGUAUACUCUGCAAGGGAGGUAACCGACAGCCACGACAAUGAAGAAUGCGUCAUUGAAGACGGUAAAGAUAAUGAUAAGGACAAAAUUGACCCUCCGGCAGCAAGUGAGAAGAGAGCCCCCACCACUAGAAAAUAUAAAAAAAUGGACGAACUGAGAGCUCAAGUAGGACAACAUGGUGGCGAAAAAGGUUCCAAGUGGAAUGACACUCACCCCUCCAUGGUUUACGGGCCUUUUAGUCAGCCGCGCAAGUGA
Molecule: messenger RNA, 618 nt
Organism: Macrosteles quadrilineatus (aster leafhopper)
Lineage: Eukaryota; Metazoa; Arthropoda; Insecta; Hemiptera; Cicadellidae
Exons: 3
Coding region: 1-618 (205 amino acids)
Biological process (GO): regulation of transcription by RNA polymerase II
Cellular component (GO): transcription regulator complex; nucleus
Source: RefSeq, a predicted model, not a curated record